AAUUAAGCCAAUGGCUAGGAUAUUAUCAUUGCUUUUUCUCGUUGCUUCCCAUUUGUUAGUUUCCGGAGUGACAUCCAAGAACUUAACCAUUGAGAACAAAUGCGAUUACACCGUGUGGCCUGGGAUCUUCACCUCUAAGGGUUCACUAUCCACAACUGGAUUCGCGCUCAAGAAAGGAGCAUCGCGUGCCAUAGACGCGCCGUCGUUAUGGUCAGGUAAAAUAUGGGGAAGGACGCUCUGCUCCAGAAACUCAACUGGUAAAUUCUCAUGCCGUACCGGAGACUGCGGCUCCGGCGAAAUGGUGUGCUCAGGCAAAGACACUAACUCUCCGACGACUGUAGCCGAAUUAAGCAUCAACAGUGUCGAAGCCAGUAUCGACUCGUACCGCGUCAGUGUCGCCUACGGUUACAACCUUCCGUUGCUGGUCCUCCCUCAGGGAAGAUUCAUGACCAAUAGCUGCAAAGUCGUUGGCUGCCAUGGCGGUAUUGACUUAAACCAGGCUUGUCCGUAUGAGCUUAGGGUCGUCGACGCCGAGGAACGGCCAAUCGCGUGCACUAAUCCGUGUCUGACGACACCCACCACUUGCAAAAAGUCUCCUUACUCGGUAAUAUUCAAGAGCGAGUGCCCAACAAUUGUUACUUCCGGCGAUAACGACAACAACAACUUCACGUGCCUUGGCUAUUACACCGACUACGUCAUCACGUUUUGCCCUUUCUUCACUCCUGCCCCCACCAGACGCAAGAACACGAGCCCAGUGACUGAAUCUUCUUUGACAAGAAAAAAGAAAAAUGAAACUCUUGAAUCCCCCAAGGAAGCUACGACAGGAUCAAAACGUAAUUCUCCAUUGAAGUUAAAAGUCAUACUCGGGAGCUUAGCAGCUUUAGUUGUAAUGAUCAUUAUUGUUGUGACUGCGAUAGUGGUGAGAGCGAAGAGUGCGAGAAGAAAGAAUGAUUUGAACCGCGAAAACAUUGAAGCAAUUGUGAUGUUGAAACGAUAUAGUUAUGGUAAAGUCAAGAAGAUGACAAAAUCAUUUGCGCAUGUUCUCGGCAAAGGAGGAUUUGGAACUGUCUACAAAGGAAAGUUACCCGAUGGAAGUGGUAGAGAUGUUGCAGUGAAGAUCUUGAAGGAUUUAAAGGGCAAUGGAGAAGAGUUCAUCAAUGAAGUAGCUAGCAUGAGUAGAACAUCUCAUGUCAAUAUUGUUUCCCUGCUUGGAUUUUGCUAUGAAGGAAGCAAAAGAGCUAUAAUUUAUGAGUAUAUGCCGAAUGGUUCACUCGACAAAUUUAUUUCCGAGAGUAUGUCAACGAAGAUAGAAUGGAAAGCUUUAUAUCGCAUUGCGGAAGGUGUUGCUCGUGGGCUAGAGUACUUACACAACCGUUGUGUGUCAAGGAUUGUGCAUUUUGAUAUAAAGCCACAAAACAUACUUAUGGAUGAAGAUUUUUGUCCGAAGAUUUCAGAUUUUGGUCUUGCUAAGCUUUGCAAAAAGAAAGACAGUAUUAUCUCGAUGCUAGACGCAAGAGGGACCAUAGGUUACAUUGCUCCUGAAGUGUUUUCCAAAAGCUUGGGUGGAGUUUCCCAUAAGUCUGAUGUGUACAGUUAUGGAAUGGUGGUUCUUGAGAUUGCCGGAGCAAAGAAUAGAGAAAUACCUGAAAACUCUAGAUCCAACAGUAGCAGCAGUUCAAUCUAUUUUCCAGACUGGAUUUAUAAAGAUCUUGAGAGGGAAGAUUCCAUGACACUUUUUGGAGAUAAAGUGACCGAGGAAGAAGAUAAGAUAGUGAAGAAAAUGGUGUUGGUGGGUUUAUGGUGUAUUCAAACAAACCCAUCUGACCGUCCAUCAAUGAGCAAGGUCGUUGAAAUGUUAGAGGGAAGUCUAGAGGCUUUGCACAUUCCACCUAAGCCUCUUUUGGGUUUACCAGCAGUAAUGGUGUCAGAAUCUGAGAGUCAAGAGACUUCAAACUUAUGGAAAGCAAGCCAGUCAGAGAGAGGACCUCUUUCACCUUGACAAGAUAUUUGAGAUGAUAGUCAAUUUUCUUAAACCCAUGUUUAAUUUUGUUGGUCUAUACCAUUUUUGCGUAUAUAAGAUCCCAAAAAUAAACAAAUACCUUCAUUUUCCAAUGAAUGAAUA
Messenger RNA from Eruca vesicaria subsp. sativa (arugula), 2122 nucleotides. The record is from the annotation of a GenBank genome assembly. NCBI's taxonomy places the organism in Eukaryota, Viridiplantae, Streptophyta, Magnoliopsida, Brassicales, Brassicaceae.